This is a messenger RNA of Thrips palmi, 13549 nucleotides long. RefSeq names its product spectrin beta chain, non-erythrocytic 1 (gene kst). The record is from RefSeq and is a predicted model, not a curated record. Lineage: Eukaryota; Metazoa; Arthropoda; Insecta; Thysanoptera; Thripidae. The transcript is spliced from 46 exons. Bases 382 to 13038 code for a protein of 4218 amino acids. Gene Ontology annotation, biological process: actin cytoskeleton organization. Gene Ontology annotation, cellular component: cell junction; cell projection; cortical actin cytoskeleton. Gene Ontology annotation, molecular function: phospholipid binding; actin filament binding.
GAAACAACAGAAGUCAGUUGCAGACUUGCGCUCUGCCAAGAAACACGCGUACGUCGCGAUCCUCGCCGCGGACGUGGAGUCUAUACGCGCCGCUCUGUUUGUUGACACCUGUUGCUGGCGUCGGCAAGAACCAAAGUGAUAGCAUUACAGCAUCGCUGCUGACAGUGCUGCGAGUGUGUGAAGGAAGUGAGGAGGCUUCGAGAGUGUGUGCGUGUGAGUGAAGUGUGCGGCCGUUUCGUGUGUCGUUGUGACGGAAUGCAAUUAAUAGAAUAGUGUGCAAGUGUUCCGUGAAUAAAACCCCCCCGGAUUUUGGAUACACGUCCAUUUUUCGUCGGAUAGUUGCAACGAGGAAAGUAUGAGCAACUUCUGCCGGGUGCCAGCAUGAGUCAGCGCGAAGAUGUGGCCAAGUUCGAACUUUCGCGCAUUAAGGCGCUCCAGGAGGAGCGACUCCACAUCCAGAAAAAGACCUUCACAAAAUGGAUGAACUCGUUCCUGCAGAAGGCCCGGAUGGAGGUGGAGGACUUGUUCACGGACCUCGCCGACGGCAAGAAGCUGCUCAAGCUGCUGGAGAUCAUCUCCGGCGAGAAGCUGGGCAAGCCCAACAACGGCAAGAUGCGCGUCCACAAGGUGGAGAACGUGAACAAGUCCCUGGCGUUCCUGCACACCAAGGUUCGCUUGGAGAGUAUUGGCGCGGAGGACAUCGUUGAUGGGAACCCUCGUCUCAUCUUGGGUCUUAUCUGGACCAUCAUUCUUCGCUUCCAAAUUCAAGAGAUCGAAAUUGACGUGGAUGAAGAAAAUGAGAGUAGUGAAAAGAAGUCAGCUAAAGAUGCUUUGCUGCUUUGGUGCCAAAGAAAAACCAAUGGUUACCCGGGAGUUCAAAUUCACGAUUUUACUGGCUCAUGGCGCAGUGGACUUGGAUUUAAUGCUCUUAUCCACGCUCAUCGACCAGACUUAAUUGAUUUCACAGUUCUUCAGCCUACCCGACACAUUGACAACCUUAAUAAUGCCUUUGACACUGCUGCAACACAUUUGGGCAUUCCUAGUCUUCUGGAUGCAGAAGAUGUUGAUACUAGUAGACCGGAUGAAAAGUCUAUUAUCACAUAUGUGGCAUCUUAUUAUCACACAUUUGCUCGAAUGAAAAAUGAAAUGAAGAGUGGCAGGCGGAUAGCCAAUAUCGUUGGCCAAAUGAUGGAUGCAGACAAAAUGAAGGUUCAUUAUGAAAGACUCACAUCUGAUCUUCUGCAAUGGAUUCGAUCAAAGAUCACUGAACUUGAAAACAGAGACUUCCCAAAUUCUCUUGAAGGUAUCCAGCGAGAAUUGCUGAGCUUCAAACAGUAUCGCACUGUAGAAAAGCCACCUAAGUACAAGGAGCGUAGUGAAAUUGAAGCGCUUUACUUUCAUAUAAACACUCAACUCAAGUCACUAAAUCAGCCAGCAUUUACACCCCAAGAAGGUCAAUUUAUUCAUGACCUGGAAAAGGGUUGGGAACAGCUGGAGAGAGCUGAGCAUCGACGUGAAGUUGCACUAAGGCAGGAGUUGCUGCGUCAAGAGAGGCUGGAACAACUGAACUACAAAUUCGAGCGAAAGAGUGUUCUUCGUGAAGGCUACUUGAAAGAAAUGAUACAAGUGUUAUCUGAUCCACGGUAUGGUAGCAACUUAUCUCAGGUUGAUGCUACUGUGAAGAAACAUGAAGCUAUAAGUGCAGAUAUUAUGGCUCGUGAAGAAAGGUUCCAUGAUUUAAGUAAUAUGUCAGCUGAACUUGUUCGUGAAAAUUACCAUGGUUCGGAAAGAGUCCAACAAAGAGAAACUGAAGUAUUAGAAAGAUGGCGUGAGCUUCUUGCUCUUCUUGAAAAGCAUAAGGCAAACCUUACUCUGUUGUGUGGUCUUAUGGCAAUUCUCCGAGAGAUGGAUACAGUUAUGGGAGCUAUUAAAGAUUUACAGGAUAACUUUUUGUCUGAAGAUGUUGGACCACACUUGCUUGCAGUUGAAGACCUACUUCAGAAGCACAGCCUGAUGGAGCUGCAAGUAACUGCUAUCGGGGAAACCCAGCGUCGUCUUGGCCGGCAAGGGCAGCAGUACAUAAACAGUGCACACCGUGAUGCUGAGAAGCUGCAACAACGUCUUGACGCUCUCAACGCAGCCUAUGACUCACUACUCGAAUGCAGCAAAGAGAGACGAGCUCGCCUAGAAGAAGCUCGCAACUUCUUCCAGUUCAUCCAGGACCAUGAAGAUGAAGAGGGCUGGAUUGUUGAUAAACAAAGAAUUUGUAAAACAGGAAUUUCUGCCAAAGACCUACGUGCUGUCCUUAGCUUACAACAGAAACAUAAAGUGUUACAAGAUGAAAUGAGUAUGCGGCGCCCCAAAUCAGAUCAAGUGUGUGAGGCAGGUCGUCAGCUAAUCACCGACAAACAUCCGAAAGCAGAAGAAAUUAACACUCGAAUUAACGGACUGGUAGAGCAGUGGAGCACCUUAAAUGAAUUGGUUGCUGUACGCCGCAAACAACUAGAGGAUGCAGCUGAGGCAUACCAGUUCUACACUGAUGCUAAUGAAGCAGAAUCAUGGCUGAAUGAGAAAAUGGCCAUUGUUGCAUCAACAGACUACGGUGAAGAUGAACCCUCUGCACAGGCACUUCUGCAGCGCCACCGUGACCUUCAGGGAGAGCUCAAUGCAUACAGCGGGGACAUUCAGAGUCUCAAUAGCCAAGCUGAAAAGCUAGUCAAGGCUGGCAUCUCAACUUUAGAGUUGUCUGCCGAGCCUGAACCUUUGGCUGAGGUUGAUGGCGCUAAUGAAGAAGAGUGGGUGAAUGAAGUGCGCUUGGUUCCACAAGAAGUUUGGGAAGAGGAGCCAAUUGAGAGAACUGAGUACCGUACAGUCACUGAGGAAAGAUUGGUACCCCAAGUCAGAAGCUCAUAUCCUUUCAGUGGUCAAGGAAUGUUGAUGGAAAAAGGAGAGGUCAUGUUCCUCCUCAACAAGACCAAUGAUGAUUGGUGGAAUGUCCGAAAGGCUAAUGGACAGGAUGGAUUUGUUCCUGCAAAUUAUGUCAGGGAAAUCGAACCAAAAACUGUACAAGUUCAAGUCAGGCGCCCUGAGAAAGUACGUGAGGUGAAGAGGGUGCGGAAAACAAAAAUGGUCAAGCAGGUAAUACCUGUUAGAAAACAGAAGACGCCCAAAGCACCUGGAAGAGUUGCCAGGAGGAAAUCUACUGAUGAUGAGAAUCAAAAUGUAGAAAAGCGACAACAGAAAAUCAACCUAACUUACAAACAACUUCAAGAUAUGGCUGUUCGUCGACAUGCACUCCUUGAGGAUUCAAUCAGACUUUUUGGAUUCUACAGGGAAUGUGAUGACUUUGAAAAAUGGAUCAAAGACAAGGAAAAGAUGUUGAGAGCAGAUGAUAGCACAGACAGUGUUGAAACUGCCAAGAGGAAAUAUGAGAAACCUGCAAAACGCAAUCAGAAUAAGAAAGGAGAAUCAUACAAGGCUGCAAAUGAUAUUGGACAGUGCAGAGUCAAUAUUAAAUUCCUCACGGACUUAUCUGCCUCCGGUAAGCGCGUCGAAGCAAUUGAUGCUGCUGUUGAAGAGUUUGUGCGUCAAGGUCACAGCCAUCUCGACAAAGUGAAAGCAAGGCAAAAUCAAAUCCAUCAGUUAUGGGACCAUCUUAAUUGGCUGAAGGGACAGAAGGAGCGCAGCCUUGAGGGAGCCUCUAGUGUUGAGUUGUUCCACCGUACGUGCGACGAAGCCCGCGACUGGAUGCAGGAGAAAAUGACUCAGCUGGAUACAGCAGAAUUAGGGCCGGACUUAAAAACAGUUCAAGCUCUACAAAGAAGGCAUCUUCAUCUGGAGAGAGAACUAGCACCUGUCCAAGAAAAAGUCAACAGAGUCAAUUUGCUAGCUAAUUCUGUCAAGUCAUCAUAUCCGAAUGAAAAAGGAAAUGUUAAUGCUCGUCAGAAGGAAGUUCAGGAAUUGUGGGAGAAAGUGAAGGCGAAGGCAGUUGAAAGAAGGUCCAGAUUAGAGGAUGCUGUUGGCCAACAAAUCUUCAUGAACAGUUCCAAGAAUUUGUUAAGCUGGGUUCAUUCAGUGAAAGAUUCCUUGAAUGCGGAUGAAACAGCUAGGGACUUGGCUACUGCUGAAAGCCUCCUGAAAAAGCAUGGUGAGCUUGGAGAUGAUAUUCGGGCCCAUGAAGAUGAAUUCCAUGAGAUAUCUGACUUGGGUAAGCAGCUUCUUCAGCGCAACCCGAAUCUUGUGGAAGUGAAAGCUCGUCUUGGAAAAUUGGCUGAGGAGCAGGAGGCUGUUGCUCGUGGAUGGCAGGAAAAGGGAUCUUGGCUUGAUCAGUGCAGAGAUUUACAAAUUUUCAAUAAAGAAGCUGAUGCCAUUGACACCACCUCUUCAAGCCAUGAAGCCUUCUUGGAGUUUACAGACCUUGGAGGAUCAUUAGAUGAUGUAGAAGCACUGCUGAAAAGGCAUGAGGAGUUUGAAAACAUGUUGAUUGCUCAAGAUGACCGUUUGAAGAGUUUUAGUGAGAUGGCGGAUAAGCUUAUUGCUGCUGGGCACUAUGAUAGUCAGGGCAUUGAUGACCGUCGCAAACAAAUUUUAGCUCGAAGAAGAGCCGUCAAAGAGUUAGCUAAAACCAGGCGUGCUGCUCUCCUUGCAUCUCGCAAUUUCCAAGAAUUUGUUGCUAACAGUGAUGACCUUAGAGGUUGGCUUGGAGAUAAACUGCGAACUGCUGGAGAUGAAAGCUACAGAGACCUCAGCAACAUAGAGCGAAAGCUACAGAAACAUGAAGCUUUUGAGAGAGAACUUCGCUCUAAUGGAGGUCAAUUACGAAAUGUAAACAAAAUGGGCCAAGGACUCAUAUCUGAAGGAAAUUACCGAAGUCCCGAGGUUCAGAGUAUUUUGGAUGCUCUGAACACUGCCUGGGAGGAGUUGGUAGAAGUCUCCAGAGACAAAGGUGCUCGUCUUCGUCAGGCUGCCGCACAGAAAAGUUACAACCGCCUGCUGGAAGAUGCAAGGAUAAAACUUGAGGAAGUCGAAGUAGCUCUGCAGUCAAAGCAGCUUGGCGUUGACCUACGCAACUGCAAACAGUUGAUGAAGAAACAUCAGGUCCUGGAAAAUGACAUGAACCAAUGGGAGCAACGAGUUAACGACCUUACAAAUAAUGGUCAAGAGAUGGCUCAUGAGGGUCACUUUGAUGCAGACAAUAUUUUGAAAGCGAGUAAAGACUGUCAACAGAAGUUUGCUUCUCUGAAGGCCCCAGCUAGAGCUCGUCGCGAAGCUUUGGAAGAAAGUCUUCGUUUCCACAAGUUUGGAUUUGAGCUAGCGGCAGAGCUUGGAUGGAUCCGUGAACACAUGCCCUUAGCAUCAUCUGACACUCUGGGAAGCAACUUGCACCAGGCCCAGUCCAUGUACAAAAAGCACAAAAAGUUAGAGUCAGAAAUCACUGGCCAUCAGCCUAUGAUUGACCGCACUCUGGUCUCUGGACAGACGUUGAUCAGUGAGGGCCAUCCUGAAGCCAAACAGAUUGAGAACUUGUGUCAUCAACUCAAAGAUGCGUGGAGUGAAUUAAACGACCAAGCAGUUGAACGUGCCAAGAAGCUAGAACUGUCUCUCAAAGCUCAACAGUUCUUCUUUGAAGCCGGAGAAGUUGAAAGUUGGCUUACAGAGCGUAAUGAUGUAUUGAGCUCAACUGAUUAUGGUAGAGACCGAGAUGCCGCCACAAAACUGCUUACUAAACACAAAACUCUUGAGCUGGAGCUUGAUUCCUAUAGUGGCAUUGUUAGUGAAAUGGGUCAUACAGCCAAUGCUAUGGUUAAUGCAAAACACCCUGAUGCAAAGGCCAUUGCCAGCAAACAACAGCUAUUAUCUCAGCAGAUGCGCACUUUGCAAAAGUUGGCCACUGCACGACAGCAGAGAUUGAUGGAGUCCAUGUAUAGACAUGAAUAUUUCCUUGAAAGUGCAGAGCUUGAACAAUGGAUAAGAGAACAAAAUCUCAUUGCAGCUUCAGAAGAUUUUGGUCAGGAUUAUGAACAUUUACAGAUUCUUCAAAACAAAUUUGAUGAGCUGAAGCGCAGUGUUGAAGCUGGAUCAGAACGCUUUAACCAAUGUGAAGAAUUGGCUAAGAAGCUGAUAGCAAAUGACAGCCCCUACAUUCCCGAUAUUGAAAAGCGUCAGGCCCAGCUAAGUUCUGAGUGGAUUGAGCAACUGGACAAGGAGGAUCCUGUGCGUCAGGUAGCAGAACGCCAUGCGGCCAACAAGGAGGCCUGGCAGCAGUUACUUAAUCAAAUGUCUCACCGUGAACGACGACUGUCUGCUGCUGGUGAAAUCCAUCGAUUCCAUCGUGAUGUUGCUGAAGCUCUAGCACGUAUCACAGAGAAAAUGGCAGCAUUACCUGAUGACAGAGGACGUGAUUUAAACUCUGUUCUGGCACUUAUUAGAAGGCAUGAAGGUUUUGAAAACGAUUUGGUUGCUCUGGAAGCACAACUCCAGGUUCUUGUCGAAGAUGCUGCUCGCCUUCAAGCUUUGUAUCCUGGAAACAAUGCAACACAAAUUGCACAGCAACAAACAGUAGUUUUGUCCAGCUGGACAACUUUACAAGAUAGAAGUGCUCAGCGCAGAGAAGAACUGCAAGCCAGUUGUGAUCUUCAGCGGUUCUUAACACAGGUGCGAGACCUACUAAGCUGGGCUUCAGGUCUCAGAGCAGCAAUGCUUACAGAAGAAAAAGUACGAGAUGCAGCAGGCGCACAAACAUUGAAAGCUGAGCAUGAGGCUGUUAAGGCCGAGAUCGAAGCUCGAGAAGACAAUUUCAAAACAGUAUUAGAGUUGGGAGAGGCUAUGAUUCAAGGAAAGCACUAUGCCUCACAGGAAAUCCGUGAGAGAUCUGACCAAUUACUGGAGGAGAGGCAAAAGUUGCAUGCUGCCUGGCAGCACAAGAAGGUGCACCUUGACCAACUCAUUGAUUUGCACUUCUUCCUUAGGGAUGCAAAGCAAAUCGACACUAUCAGUGGCUCUCAAGAAGUAGCCCUUGCUGGAUCAAACUUUGGUCACUCAGUCGAUGAGGUGACAGCUGCAAUGAAAAAGCACGAUGCUUUUGAGAAAUUGCUUGGAACUCAAGAAGAGAAAGUUAUUGCUUUGCAAGAGCAUGGUGACAAACUCCUGGCUCAGAGUCAUUUUGAAAGGGAAACGAUUGCUCAAAGAUUAGGUCAAGUCGUUGAAAGGAGAUCGAAAGUUAAGGAUCUUUGCGCCACACGCAGGGGUCAUCUGGAGGAUGCCCUAUUACAUGCACAGUUUGUGCGGGAUGUUGGGGAAGCAGAACUUUGGAUCGAUGAAAAACAAAAGAAAUUGGAAGCUGAAGCAGGAAAGGGUGAGGGCAACUCACUUGAAGAGAAGAUUAAAAAGCUCCAGAAGCAUCAGGCCUUCCAAGCAGAACUUUCAGCUAAUCAGGGACGUAUUGGUGAGAUUCAAGAGAAGGGUGAAAUGCUUUUGAAGAAGAAACACAAAUCUUCUCGAGAUGUGCGACAACAGCUGGAUCAGCUGCUGGCUGCUUGGCGCACCCUUCUCCAGGAAUCAAGUAAUCAUGGCAGAGGUCUGGAAGAGGCCCAAGACAUUCUUGAAUUCAACAAUCAACUGGAGAAAAUUGAAGCUUGGAUAAGAGACAAAGAGAUGAUGGUUCAAGCUGCUGAUAUUGGGCGGGAUUACGAGCAUUGCCUGGCUUUGCAACGCAAGCUGGAUGAUGUGGAUAGCGACAUGAGAGUGGAUGAUUCUAGAAUUAGGGCAAUCAAUGCUCUGGCAGACAAAUUGAUCAGACAGGGUAGAAGUGAUACUCGUUCAGUUGAUCAGAGAAGAGAUCAGUUCAAUAGCAAGCUGAAAGGAUUGCAAGGUGCAUUAGGUGACUAUCGGGAAAGACUUGCAGGUGCAUUAGAAAUUCACUUAUUCAACAGAGAUGUUGAUGACACUGCUCAAAGAGUUGCUGAGAAGGCUGUAGCCAUGUCUAGUGAAGAUACUGGACGUGACUUGAUGGGAGUUGAGCAACUGCAACGCAAGCAAGAUACACUUGAACGUGACAUGACAGCAAUCGAAGGCAAACUAAAGGAGCAUGAAAAUGAAGCUAAAAAGUUGUCUCAGAAGUAUCCUGACAUGGCUGCUCCCAUUCGCAACAAGCUGUCAGCACUCACAGAUGACUGGCGCAACCUGCUGCAGUUGUCAAGAAAGCGACGUGAUGCUCUAUCUGCUGCCUACACUCUUCAUAAAUUUAAGGCAGACCUCAGAGAGCUUGAUAUUUGGGUGGGCGAGGCUAUCAAGAGAAUGGGUUCCUCUGAACUUCCCUCCUCUGUGCCAGAAGCUGAAGCUAUGCUGCAAUUGCAUCAAGAGCGGAAGGCUGAGAUCGAUGGCCGUCAAGAGGCAUUCAAGGCCCUUAAAGAGUUCGGCCUUCGAGUGCCUGAGGCUGAAAGUGACAUGAGUAAAUUAGAAGAGCUAAGACGAACAUUGGGAGCUGCUUGGGAAGAUCGAAAACAGCGCCUCACCCAAGCUCACCAACUUCAGCUUUUCAGGGAACAAACUGACCAGGCUCACAGCUGGCUUGCUGGUAAAGAAGCUUUCCUCAAUAAUGAUGAUGUUGGAGAUUCUCUAUCCAGUGUUGAAGCUCUGCUCAGGAAACAUGAAGACUUUGAGAAAACGCUUGUUGCUCAGUUGGGAAGGGUGGAAGAGCUAGAAAAGUUUGCUAUUGAAAUUCUCUCUGACCACCACUAUGACAGCAAUGCCAUUACACAAAAAUUGAAAAGCGUGGUUUCGAGACGAGACCGACUAAAGGAAGCAACUGCCGCACGACGCAAACGAUUGCAGGAGAGCCGGCAACUUCACCAGUUCCUCAGGAACAUGUAUGAGGUUGAGGCGUGGCUCACCCAGAAACACCAAGUAGCUAGUGAUGAAAGUUACAGGGAUCCAACGAAUCUCCAGAGCAAAAUUCAGAGGCAUGCUGCUUUUGAAUCUGAAUUAACUGCUAAUCGAGCUCGGGUAAAUGGGGUCACAGCGGAGGGUGAAGGAUUGAUUGGGGCUGGUCAUUUUGCCUCAAUGGAGAUUCGGAAUAGGCUUGAUGAAUUAGAUGCUGAGUGGAGAAGACUGCAAGAUGCUAGCAUUUUGAAGCGGGAGAGGCUGAGUGAUGCUUAUCAAGCAUUGCUUUUCAGCCGAACCUUAGAGGAAGUGGAAACUUGGAUGGACGAUGUUGAAGGUCAACUUGCUUCUGAGGACCAUGGUAAGGACCUUGUCAGUGUACAGAACUUGCUAAAAAGGCACACACUUCUAGAAAGUGAUGUCUUGGGACAUGGGGAAACCUGUGAGCAAGUGAAAGACACUGCAGGUUCAUUUGAACGAUCCAACCAUUUUAUGAAGGAGGAAAUCCAAGAACGAGCGGCUGCUGCAAUCAAGAGAUAUCGAUCACUCCAAGAACCAAUGCAGAUUCGUCGAGAAAACUUGGAGGAUGCAUUGCUUUUGCAGCAGCUUGUGCGUGACGUUGAUGAUGAGAUGCAAUGGCUUGCUGAAAAGGAGCCACAAGCUGCUUCUCACGAUCUUGGAUCCAGCCUCACUGCCGUGCAAAGCCUUCAAAAGAAACAUCAGGCUCUUGAGGCAGAAAUUUUAUCUCAUGAACCUGUUGUAUCAAGCUUAGUCAAAAGGGCUCUCCAAAUGGUCCAAUCAAGUCACUUUGCUGCUCAACGCAUUGAAAAACUCAGCAGUGAAUUGCAAGAAAAGCUGGGAACAUUGAAAGAUCUUUCAAGCGUGAGAAGGCUUCGGCUGCUUGACGCUGUUGAGUCCCAAAUGUUCUAUGCUGAAGCAGCUGAAGCUGAGACAUGGAUGAAAGAAAAGCACCCAAUGCUAGCCUCUAGUGAUGUAGGGAAGGAUGAAGAUUCAGUUAUCUCUCUGCUGAAGAAAUUGGAGUCCUGUGAAAGAGACUUAAGUGCAUUCCAACAUACUAUUGGACGCCUCGCAAAACUUUCAAGUGGUCUUGUAGACCGAGGCCACUUUGACAGUUCCAACAUUAAACAGAAACAAGUUGAUUUGGAGAGUCAAUUUGCUCAACUUCAGAAGUUAAGGAAGUCCCGGGAAGAAAGGCUCAUUGAAAGUAGAAAGCUGUUCCGGUUUUUGAGGGAGACUGAAGAAGUUGCUGAGUGGAUUGGGGACCAAACCACUAUUGCGGCAUCUGAAGAUUAUGGUCGAGAUGUUGAGCAUGUAGAGCUUCUCAUUCAGACAUUUGACACCUUCCUUAGUGGCCUUUCAGCCAGUGAGGGCCGCGUUUCAGCAUGCUUGUCAUCGGGGAGAGCACUCAUUGCUGAAAAGAACCCCGAGUCUGGUCGUAUUCAAGUGAAGCUCGACGAAACUCAGCAACUCUGGGAGGACCUUAAGGAAUUAGCUCACGCCCGCCAGGAAGCACUUGCUGGAGCCAAACAAGUUCAUGUGUUUGAUCGCACUGCUGAUGAAACAAUUAGUUGGAUCCAAGAGAAAGAUGCCACCCUCAUGUCAGAAGGGUAUGGGCAAGAUCUUGAGACGAUUCAAGCACUUGUGAGGAAGCAUCAGGGAUUCGAAACUGACCUUGCAGCUGUGAAGGAGCAAGUUGAAUCGGUUGGAGAGGAAGCAAAGCGUCUUGCCGAACUCUUCCCAGAUGCUCGAGAACACAUUGAAGUUAAACAGGAGGAAGCAAUGGAAUGCUGGAAUGAACUUCUUGAGAAGGCAGCUCAACGUAAAGAUAAGCUUAGUCAAGCAGAGCAGCUUCAAGCAUACUUUGAUCAAUACAGGGAUUUGAUGUCCUGGAUUAAUGAGAUGAUUGCUAAGGUGACUGCACCUGAUUUGGCUCAAGACGUUCCUGGAGCUGAAGCUCUUAUAACUCGUCACUCUGAACACAAAGCUGAAAUUGACACAAGAAGUGAUGCCUUUGAAAAGUUUUAUACCACAGGGAAACAACUUAUUGAUCAGGGUCACUUCCUAUCUGAUGAAAUUGAAGAGAAAAUUUCAGUCCUGGAACAACGAAGGAAGGCACUAAAUGAUACCUGGCACCUGCGCCAGACCAUAUAUGAAGAGAACCUUGACACUCAGAUGUUUAAGAGAGAUGCAGACCAAUUAGAAAACUGGCUCCAGUCAAGGGAAGCAAUGCUUCAUGACCCAAAGCUGGGAGACUCUAUUCUGCAAGUAGAAGAGUUGAUUAGGAAACAUGAAGAUUUUGAAAAGACGAUUGAAGCACAGGAAGAAAAGUUCAAUGCUCUCAAGAGAGUCACCAUGUUGGAGGAGGCAUUUAGGAAACAGCAGCAAGCAGAAGAGGCAGCACGCUUAGCAGAAAGAGACAGAGUUGAGAAAGAACGUGUUGAAGCUCGCAAGAGGAAAGAAGUGCAGCGUAUCACAGAUGAAAGGCGGUUAGAGGAAGAAAGAAGACGUGUGCAUGGGCCUAGACUUGGAAGGGACGAAAUCAAUGGAGACAGCUCAGAGAAUGUUGUCCCAUCAGUCUCAGUCACUGAGGAAGAUGACUCUUCUAUGGUUGGUGCAUUUGCUAUCGUGAAAUCUAAUUCUGUUUCUGCAAUUAACCCAUCAAGGCUCCAUGCUCCUGACAACACAGAUACUGGUGUUCAAAAGUCCAGUAGUAUUUCUCAAAUGUUUGGAGAUCGCCUCAGGAAGGCUACUGGAGAUGUAAAGAGAGCUGAAAGUAUGCGUGUAGAACUUAAGAAGCCAAAAAGAACUCCAAGCUUUACAACCCGUCGUCGCACUCAGAGCUUCCGCAAAUUGCAGCGAAUGGAACAACAACUGGAGCAGCUGCCCCCUGUGGAGAUUCAAGGCAUGCUGGAUCGAAAGCACGAAUUGCAAGGUGGAGGAAAGAAGGCUGCUGUUCGAUCAUGGAAGUCUUUCUACACUGUCUUGUGUGGACAGCUUCUGUGCUUCUUCAAAGAUCAGCAAGAUUUCCACGACAGCAAGGCAGCCUCCUCCCCUAUGGUCAUCUUGAAGGCACGAUGUGAAAAGGCUGAUAACUACACCAAAAGGAAACAUGUUUUCAGGCUGUGCUGUUUGGAUGGCUCAGAGUUCCUAUUUUUAGCACCCAAUGAAGCCGAAAUGCUGGAUUGGGUCACAAAAAUUUCUUUCCAUGCUCAGUUGCCUCCAAGUAUGCAGCUGCUGAGCUAUGAUGAAUCACAGAAGCAAGGUACAAAUAAUUUAGACCGAGUGCCUGCUGUGGGAUCCAAUGUGGAUGUCAGCUCAGGAUCUAGUCGAGGCUCAUCUCCUGAAACAAACCCUCGCCGCCCCAAUACAUUACCUACGAAUUCAUUCCCGAGAGGUGCUCCAAGUCAAACUCAACUUUUACAACAACAUCGAAAUAACAACAAUUUACCACCUCAAGUUAUUCCUCGGCAAGCCCCACCUCCAAUUCCUCUUCGUUCACCAACAACUGAAGUCACAACUGAUGGUAUGAGACCUAGGCCACAUGAUGGAGAAUUCAUGAGACCACCUUCAUUUAACCCUCAGUCAAGAGGAUCUACGCUGCCAGCUCAACAGCGACUUUCUAAUCAGAACAAUGCUACUUACACCAACGGCGAUACUGCAUGGCGGCAUCAGAGUAGUCAGGAGCUGACUUCACCCCAUCAAGAAUCCCCACCCCCACUGCCAUCAUCAGCUCCCCCGAAUAGACCUCCUAUGGGUAUGCUGCCGGGUGUGCCUCAGCUGCAACAUCGAGAUAGUUGGGAAAAUCAAAUACCUCAACAACCAAUUUAUCGCAAUGUGGGAACCGCAGGGAAGCAGGUACAGCCUCGAGAAGCUGUGGUGGUUCCUGUUGGCAGCAGUAGCCGGCCCAAUUCUUUGCCACCAUAUGUUGCACCACCACCCGCUGGGUCUCUUCAUUACCAUCAACUCGACCGUACCAACUCAGGCAACAUGGUUCAACGUAGGCCUAGUGAGAGCUCUAGCGAAAAUGAGCAUUCCAAUAAGGGAUCACGAUCCCCAUCUAACAAUGAAGGGAAAGAUAGACGCAGUAGUGUUUUGAGCAAUUUGUUCCGAAGAAAACAGCGCCAGGACCGUGUUUAAUGUUAUUUGUCUGUUUGUUGAAGGAUUAAUCAAUUCAUUUCCAUCUCUUUUUAAGUUGACUUUGAUUCCUAUUGGAAAACAGGAAUCUGUCUUAAAGCUUCAGACCUUUAAGCUGGAUGUUCGGAACUUUUGUCCAAUUUUAUUUUGUAGGUUUGACUAGAAAAAAUUGUAUGCAUAUGAUGAGGCUAAAAUAUAAAAACAUACCAAAUUCAUGAAUUGUACAGAUUGAAAAUUAAUUUAUCUGUAAUAUUUGCUGUGUAUGGCCAAUGAUUAUAGAGGCCAAAGAGUGUACCAUAUUCUUAGUUGGAAAGUAGAAGGAUGGCCUGCAGCUUUCUUCAUACUUGCCAACAGGGUGAUGAGAAAAAUUUCUGUUCUUGAAACAAUGAAUGUAUUUUGCCCAGAAUUACCUCAGCCCUUUUAUUGAUUGUUAACAUUGUUUUGAAGUUCUUUAUGAAAACUGUUGCAAAUUUGUUAUAUUUAUCUGUACAUAUACAAAGUGAUUAGUGUGUGA